AUGAUAGCAAAUGAUGGAUGGUGUCUUGAUCAAGGAAUGACGAAUCACGAUGAAUGUGGGAAGAUUCAGUUAACCUCGGACAGAGUCAAGGAACGUUACGACAGAAACGUUCGGAGCAGUCGCUUUGAGCCCGGGAAGAAGGUUUGGUUGUUUCAACCAAGGAGAAUACAGGGCAGGAGCCCGAAACUCCAAAGAAACUGGGAAGGACCGUACCAGAUAAUCGAUCGGAUUAACGAUGUGGUGUACCGCAUCCGGAAGCCCGCUGGCGGCAAAUUCCGAGUCAUUCAUUCCGACAGACUUGCGCUCUAUGAAGGCGUUCAAGAUACUUUUCAAAUCCGCGCGCUCACGGCUCUCCCGGAGACUCCCAAUCCUGGUCUCGAAGUCUGUCGGGGAAUCUCAGGAUCUCGUCCGUUUACAAUCGUCGUGGAAGGGAACAUCGGGGCAGGAAAAUCUUCCUUCGUCGGACAGUUUCUGGCCAAGGAAACAGUCCAGACCCUCCUAGAACCGGUCGAGGAAUUCCAGGACUUUUGCGGCGUGAAUCUUCUCACCAAGCUGUACGGGGAUUUCUCCCGAUAUGCUUUCCUGUUCCAAGUUCACGCCUUGAACUGCAUGUUAACGCAGCAUAGCGUAUCCACGGUGCUUCCGUUCAGGAUUAUGGAGUGAUCGGUCUUCAGCACCCGCUGCUUCGUCGAGCAUCUGCGGCGAACAGGCAGUUUUGAAGAAGUCCAGGGUCGGGUG
Molecule: messenger RNA, 738 nt
Organism: Athalia rosae (coleseed sawfly)
Lineage: Eukaryota; Metazoa; Arthropoda; Insecta; Hymenoptera; Athaliidae
Exons: 2
Coding region: 1-663 (220 amino acids)
Cellular component (GO): mitochondrion; cytoplasm
Molecular function (GO): deoxynucleoside kinase activity
Source: RefSeq, a predicted model, not a curated record